AUGUACCAAGAAGGUACUGCGGGCGAGAACGACCGGUUUCUUAAACAACAGAAACGGACUGGCCUCAGAGCCUCGCGUUCACUCCUCUCGCACAGACACCCAGAGCAGGUGAACAUUCUGGAAGAUUCCAGCGACAGCCCCAAGAGACGCCGGCUGGGACGCAGGCCCCUGCCAAUGUUGGGUGAACACCGUGGCACCUUCAUCGUGGCGGCCUACAUGCUGGUCAAGCUACUCUACCUAGUCAAUGCUAUCGGUCAGCUUUUCCUCAUGCAGAGGUUCCUGGGCUUCCACGAUGACAAUCGACCUUUCGGUUUCCAGGUUCUGGACAACAUUAUUAAAGGCCACGACUGGGAGAUGACCAUGGUCUUCCCGCGCGUGGGCUUCUGCUUCACACAGAUGAAACUGCUCGGUGUUCAAACCAACGGUGUCACCGCUCAGUGUGCUCUGCCCGUGAACAUGCUCAAUGAGAAGAUCUACAUCUUCCUGUGGUGGUGGAUCCUUGCCGCUGUCAUCAUCACCUUCAUCAGUCUGAUUCUCUGGUUGAUUCGUCUGUGCAGUCGUUCGCGAGAGGCCAACUACGUUGCGAAGUACAUUGAUCUGGGUGACGAUCUGAUCCCCUAUGACGAACAGGAGGCCUUCCGAUUCGCCUCCAUCUUCCUUCGCCGUGACGGCAUGUUCCUCGUCCGGAUGAUCCGGCUCAACGCUGGUGAGGUGGUGGCCGCG
Molecule: messenger RNA, 723 nt
Organism: Dibothriocephalus latus
Lineage: Eukaryota; Metazoa; Platyhelminthes; Cestoda; Diphyllobothriidea; Diphyllobothriidae
Source: the annotation of a GenBank genome assembly